AAUUUGGCCCUAAUUUAAGUUUAGUUUGUUUUAAGAUUUUGAACCUUAAAGUAUUAGAAAAGUGUUAUUUUGUUAAAUUUGUUUAAAAAAUAAGGCAACAACAUGUCAAAUAUAUUUAGCAGCAUAUAUUUUUUAUUAUUUAUCGGUGUAGGUUUAGGAGCUUUUGUUACCAAUAGAUCCCCAAAUAGUUUUCAAAACUAUUUGAAUACCAUUAAGAAACCCAACAUCAAUUUUCAAGAAUUAUAUGAUAAAGACACACUUUACGAUGCCGAUUUGAUAUUACAAACAUUUGCAUCAAUAAAACCACAAAAUAAUGUACACGAUCAGGAUUACGAAGAGGAUACAUUACCCUGUAAGUGGUUGGGUAAUACCAAGUGCUCACCGAUUUAUGAACCAGUUUGUGUUACUGAUCUUAAUUGUAUCUUUGUUGUACACAAUAAAUGUCUUUUGGAUAAAAUGAAUUGUGGCUGCACUUCUCACUUUGUAUUACCUUCCACAUUUUGUGAAAAUUUCACACAACCAUUAUUUAAACGUUGUAAUAUUAAGAUUUUUAUACAAUAGUUUAUUUAGAUUUUAAGUAUUUUGUUAAAAUUAUAGGAAAUACAUUUUUUAUUAUUUAUUGUAAAACGUGAUUUUAAGAUAAAAAUUUAGUUUUUAAUAAUUUUAACGCAUUUGUUAAUAACACGUACAUGAUAUUUCAAUAUUUUUGUUAAUAUUUAUAAAAGUCUCAUUUCAAUAUUAUUUAGUAGAGUUACGUUUGUCAUUAAUAAACGUGCGGUUUUAUUAUUCGCAAUUGUUGUUGUAAAUUUUUAUAGAAAGUAAAAUGAUUUAUAUAAGAAUGACAUGUUUAAGCUGUGUGUUUUUAAUGGCUUUAUUUUCCUUAGCUUGUGCUAGGCCCUCCGAUUCAGAUCUUAGAUUAAAGUUACAACGUUUACUCCGAGAUCCAGAAUAUGACGAUGGUGAAAAUGAAAUAAUUAAACCACGUCAAAUACAGGGUAUGCUUUUAAGAGAUCUGCGUGAACAUAACCUAUUUGAUUCUUCAUCCGAAGAAAGAUAUUAUAUGAAUUUAAAUAAAUUAGAAAAAACUUCAGAAGGAAGUAUUCUUCUCUCGAAAGAAGAAAAUUUAUCAACAUCAACCACCACUAGUACCUCGAUACCACCAACAGUUGCAGCGGCCCCAACGACCUCAGGACAAAGAACGCGUCCCAUUAUAGGGGGUAUAGAACGUUUAAGUUCAAUGAUUUCCCGUUUAAUAGA
Molecule: messenger RNA, 1257 nt
Organism: Lucilia sericata (common green bottle fly)
Lineage: Eukaryota; Metazoa; Arthropoda; Insecta; Diptera; Calliphoridae
Exons: 4
Coding region: 103-561 (152 amino acids)
Source: RefSeq, a predicted model, not a curated record